AUGACGAUUUUUAUUAAUAACUGCGGAUCUAUUCGACGUUUGAAAAAGUAUGCGAUCUUUAGUACCAUCUUGUUAAUAUUGAGUCUGGCAGGACUCAUUGGUUUCGAUAUACUAUUCGUUGUGAGACCAAACACAUGUUUGUUAACAUCGAAUUGCACUGAACAAGCUGUAUUUCUAUCACCGGAGUUUAUUUUUGAUAUUUCACUCUUCGUUGAAUAUAAUCAGCAAGAAUUAAAACGAUUAAUUUUCUUCAUUCAACUGGGGUGUGCUGCAUUUUGCUUAUGUGCUUGUAUAAUUUACUUGAUAAAGGAAUGCUGCUGUAUGAAGACAAGUAUACAAGUAGAUGACAUAGGGAGAGCGUCUCGAUCUAAUAAUACUAUCAGUUCCCUGGCAGUCCAAACGCCAAUUCGUCCACCAUCAGAGAAGAAAACAGAGUCGGUGAAUUUAAUAACCGGAAAGUACAUACCAAUUUGGUCAACUAGCAAUCCAGUCACUUUUCAGAUCUCAAUUGCACCACCAUUUUGA
This is a messenger RNA of Adineta ricciae, 525 nucleotides long. Lineage: Eukaryota; Metazoa; Rotifera; Eurotatoria; Adinetida; Adinetidae. The record is from the annotation of a GenBank genome assembly.